Messenger RNA from Heterostelium album PN500, 612 nucleotides. RefSeq lists its product as uncharacterized. NCBI's taxonomy places the organism in Eukaryota, Evosea, Eumycetozoa, Acytosteliales, Acytosteliaceae. The record is from RefSeq and is a predicted model, not a curated record. Bases 1 to 612 code for a protein of 203 amino acids. The transcript is spliced from 4 exons.
AUGGUGUUAAUUAAAAAACAAUAUAACACUGUGGGUUAUUCUAAUAUGACUUUUAAAAAUUCUUUAAUAAAGAAAAUGAAAAAAAUUAAAUCUAUACACUAUGUAAUAGAUUUGCAAGAUAUCCAAUCAUAUACAUAUACCAAUAAUCAAGAUGUCCCAAAUUGUUUUGAAGAGAAUUUUGAAUUCCCAAAUAAUAGUUCACAAUUACCAAUGGGUUUAUCAAGAAGAUUAAGUGAUAGUAAUCAAGUUUUACAACCAUUAAUGGCUCUAAUUUGGACUCCAGAAAUAGUAAUUGAUUACAUUAGAUUUAAUGCUGAAUUAAAAUGUGAGAGCCAAAAUUUUACUAGGGAAAUUAGAAUCUUUGCUCACAGUUUAGUAGUUGUUGAAAAGAAUUUUAAAAACAAAUCAAAAAAAAACAAAAAUAUUAUAAUUCCCUUUAAAGAUAUUACAGAUCUAUAUUUAGAUCCGAAUUGGACAAUUUGGACAAUUUUUCUAAAUAAUGGAUUUUCAUAUGUAUUUAAAUUAAACUACCCAGGUUUACCAAUUCAUUUAAGUGUAAAUUCUCUCCUUUCAAAUUAUAUUAAUAGCCAAAACCAAUUGAAAAAAGAAUAA